Molecule: messenger RNA, 1941 nt
Organism: Funneliformis mosseae
Lineage: Eukaryota; Fungi; Glomeromycota; Glomeromycetes; Glomerales; Glomeraceae
Source: the annotation of a GenBank genome assembly
AUGACAUUUAUUUCGGAAAAGAUACAUCCUUACUUCACCUCAAUUGAAGCUGGUUUCUGGGGUUUAAAACACUAUGUCGACUGGAUUACAAAGAAUGAAAGUGAAUUACCGUUAUGGGAAACGUGUUUGACCGACUUUUACGGCUCGUCAGAAUUUAUAGUUAACCAUAGAUCGUUACCACGACUCGAUCGUGUUGUUGCUGAGAAAAUCCUUAAUGCUAAAGAGCUUCCCCAAACCAAGGAACUUAUGAAAGCCUUCGAAUACCAUACGAACAGGUAUACAACGGAAAAUAUGGAAAAUCUAUUUAUAAGGUUGACUGUAGUGCAUGUGCAGAAUGAAGAGAAUAUAUUUGCUUCAGCGAGCAGAAAAAUGCAAACGAAAAAGGAGAAGGUUCAGGAUGUCUCGAAAAAUGAUAAUUGUCCUCUUUUUUCAAAUGAACCAGUUGAAGAAACUUUUCCUGUUAUUACACCUACUCUCAACCUUUGCGGUCGCUCUCCCCCUCCAUCUUAUAGAAGCGGGGAUAAUUCUUUUGUCGAUUACAGCGAAGAUCCAACCGAAGUUAAGGAUGCUGAGGCCUCCCCAGAUGAAAUCGACAUUUUCUUCCAAGGUCCUCCCAAUGUUGUUAAAGAUGCCAAACCGAAGUCUAAAAAGCGUAGGUUAAUGAAAAGUACCGGAAGUAAGAGCGCCAAACGAAAUAAAUCAAGUAACAAAAACCCUUCUAUGAAUGUACAAAGCGGAACAGAAGAUGAGAUUGUCGAUGCGAGACAAACACUCAGCGAUGAAUCCGAAUCAUCUAUCGAAGAAACAAAAAAAUCGGAGAAGUCAAAGACGAUACUCUCGUGGGGACAUGUUAUUGAUAAGAUCAAAAUUUCCAAUAAUUCAGAUCAUGAUUGGUUAGCAAACGGGUAUAAUAUUUCUAGAGAUUUUCGAGAGUUUCAACUAGCAACGGUUGACCGAUUAAAGAACAAUCCGAGACUUUCCUACGCGACCGAUGCUGAUGAAAUCAUGUGUCUUUCAUCAAUCAUUUAUGUGAAAGAAGAUAAGCCGAUAUAUAUAAAUUGCACUGACCAAAUUUGGAAGAGCGCGUUGCACAGAUCGCUUACUCCUAUAGCCUUACCGCUUAAAGUUCGGUUAUUCAUGUUGGAUUAUAAUACACUUUUAACGGAUAAAAAAUCAUUGAAAGAAAAGUGGCGUCAAACAUGGGCCGAAUGUGAUGCUUCAAUGACCGAGAAAGAAGCCAAUAUUUUUGAUUGCGUGCAACUUGUAACUAGGAAUUUUUUUUUGAAUAUAUCGUCAAGAAACACCGGCAAUAAUAUUAUGGACGAAGACACCUUCGUUCAUAGAUACUGUCACUUAAUGUUGGAGGAAAUCUUUAAUACAACGAAUUAUAAACUCUUGUGGGCAAACGGAGAAUCUAGUAGCUCGAAAGAACGACGAAAGUCUGAUGACAACCAACAUGGCCGGAAACCAGAUUUCAGAGUGCUUUUUGAAGAAGAGAAUGAAAUUAUCUUUGGAGAAAUAAAGCCACCUCGUGCCUCAAAUAAUGUAGUAAACCACGCUUUGAUCAAACUUGCCGAAUUCAUGAAAGGAUCACUGGAUUCUCUACAUGAGCGGUUUGGGUAUUCUCCAUGUUCAGAAACAUUUGGAGGCAUAAUUAAAGGAUGUCAAGUCGAACUGUUUAGCAUGGAUCUUGCGUUUGACGGAUUAUAUCGUUUCAAGCAAAUAGGAAGGAUGUUAUUACCUACUGAAGAUGCAAAUUUUUUAAAUCUAGUAACUGUUAUCUCGACUUUUUAUAGUUUGUUGGAAAAGGUCGAUCGUUCUAUUGAGGAAUUGAAAAGACCAUCUACACCUACCGGCCUUUCGUAUCAUAGAGAAUCAAAUUCAUCUCCUCACAAAGUUCACAUCCCAGACUUGAAAAUUCCACCUCCUGCAAUUGAUUGA